AUGUCCGAUGCUUCUGUUUCUGGUGAAGAUGAGAUUUUAGAGAUGUUUUUUGAUGAAGGUUUUGUCCCUCAUGCCUUCGUAGACAUUUUACUUUCGAACGCUGCUAAUAAGGACAUAUCCCAAGUGCAAGCUACAUCCUCGUCACUAUUAUCACGAUUCGAUUUUUACACCAAAAAUUUGACUAAAGAAUUGGAAAUGACUAUUCAAAAGUUGGAAAAGCUGUCAGAAACUUUACCAGGUACUUGGACCGUUAAAAUGGAUGCCGCUGAUAAUGAUUCCACGUCAGUAUCUGCAGUGGGCUCAUCUAAACUGGAAUACUAUUUGGAUACACUUAGUAGUGCUGUAAGGGUUUUAGAAGGGGAUAUGGCAAAAAUUAAUGGUCAAUUGGACGAAUUAGAUAACAACUAUGAAUCGAGUAGCGAUAUCGUGAAUCAAUUAAGAAAUUUGGAGAAAAUUAAGACAAGGCUGCAUAAAGUACUAAAUUUGUUUAAUCAAAUUAAAACUAUCCUAACCAUAUCGACUGCUACUAAUGAUAAGAGUAAAACAAAUGUCAAGAAUGAGAAUGGGUCAUCAAUCACUGUCGGAGAAUUUAGAGAUUCGUUACAAACUUUAGAGGAAACCAUUAGUCAAUCAUUCACGGAAGCUACCAAUAAAGAAACUGUUAUGGAGAAAGAUGAGGAUCUCCUGAAAAGAAUUGAUCUUUUUACUGAAUUAAAACCAUUGUUUCAAGGUUUGCAUAAAUUUAAUCCUGUUUAUUCACAAUUUGUAGAUGGAAUUAGAAAGAGAACAAAUGAAUACCUAAGUGCUAAGGAUAUUGGUGGUGAAUUAAAUUAA
Messenger RNA from Zygosaccharomyces rouxii, 834 nucleotides. It is a transcript of the gene COG7, whose product is annotated as Golgi transport complex subunit COG7. The transcript has a single exon. The record is from RefSeq and is a predicted model, not a curated record. Lineage: Eukaryota; Fungi; Ascomycota; Saccharomycetes; Saccharomycetales; Saccharomycetaceae. Bases 1 to 834 code for a protein of 277 amino acids.